GACAGCUGCUCUCAAUCCUAGGAGAGCUUUUCUAAGAGACAGAAAGUCGAAGACAGGCUUUCUUUUCAGUGUUAGCCCUUUCAUUUCAGAUCAGAGUUCCAUAACAUUUGGCUCAUUUGAGGAUUUUAUCCCGUUACUUCUCUCUUUCUUUGUUGGAACUUCAUACUGGAUGUUGGGCAGAACCGACAAGGAAGCUGGGAAGUGAGGUAGAAGGAUUUAUCCCUAGUGGAGAUUUCACUGAGAGAUUUUUCACCACACUGUCUCACUGUGCUUUGAGUCACCCACAUUCCAUGGUUUAUAUAAGAGUGGUAUUUUGUCUGAGGAGCUUGUCAAAGCCAGCUGAUCUCAGCAAAUGUAAAGGCAGCUGUCGCUUAUUUAGAAAACAACACAUAAUAUCAUUUUUUAGACUAAUUUAUUUUUAUGCAGACCUACACUCUUCUACUGGUUCAGAAAAGGAGUUUUUAUGCCUGUCUUUAUUAGCAGUAUGGGUCAGGACCAAACAAAGCAACAAAUUGAAGGACUCCACCUUUACCAGUCCAAUCAGACAGACAAGGCUCUUGCAAUCUGGACAAAAAUUUUGGAAACAGCUGACCCCGUGGGCAAAUUCCGUGUUCUUGGGUGUCUCAUAACAGCACACUCUGAGAUGGGAAAGUACAAAGAAAUGAUGAAGUUUGCAGUGAAGCAGAUUGACACAGCUCGUGAGAUGCAGGAUCCAGACUAUCUGACAGAGAGCUAUUUAAACCUGGCACGUAGUAAUGAGAAGCUUUGUGAAUUCCAGAAGACUGUCUCCUACUGCAAAACCUGCCUAAACAUGCAGGGAGCUACAAUCAGUUUACAGCUGAAUGGACAGGUCUGUCUUAGCAUGGGCAAUGCUUACCUGGGCCUCAGCGUCUUUCAGAAAGCUCUAGAGUGCUUUGAGAAGGCACUCCGCUACUCACACAACAAUGAUGACAAAAUGUUGGAGUGCCGCGUGUGCUGCAGCUUAGGUUCCUUCUACAUACAACUAAAGGAUUAUGAGAAAGCACUGUUUUUUCCAUGUAAAGCAGCGGAGCUGGUCACGGAUUAUGGAAAAGGAUGGAGUCUGAAAUACAGAGCCAUGAGUCAGUAUCACAUGGCGGUAGCCUAUCGGAAGUUAAAUCGGUUGUUUGAUGCAAUGGAGUGCUGUGAGGAAUCAAUGAAGAUUGCCUUACAGCAUGGCGAUAGACCACUCCAAGCACUCUGCCUUCUCUGUUUUGCUGAUAUCCACAGGAGCAGAAAGGACACAGAGAAAGCAUUGCCUCGCUAUGACUCUUCAAUCAGUAUAAUGACAGAGAUUGGAAACCGCCUUGGGCAUGCCCAGGCACUCAUUGGGGUUGCUAAGUGCUGGCUGGAGAAAAAGGAAAUGGAUACGGCAAUAGACAACAUUCAAAAAGCACAAGAGAUUGCAGAGGCUGUUGGAAGUAAGCUGUGCAUGCUGAAGAUCCACUGCUUGUAUGAGGGGAUAUACCGUGCCAAAGAACAGCAGCAAGAGUUACGAGAGCAUGUGGUCAAGUUUCACGAGUGUGUUGAGGAGAUGGAACUGUACUGCGGGAUGUGUGGUGAAUCCAUUGGCGACAAAAAUAACCAGCUACAAGCAUUGCCUUGCUCACAUGUCUUCCAUCUUAAAUGUUUGCAGACUAAUGGUACCAGAGGCUGUCCAAACUGUCGACGAUCAUCAGUCAAGCCAGGGUUCGUGUGAGCAGUGGAGAUUAUGCCUUUCUGGUUUACAAGUUCUCUUUCCAUUGAAGGAUUCUAUGAGUUCUGGUGGUAGAAAAUGUGGAUGAAUUGUGAACACACAUUCUUGGAUAUUAGUACUGGUGCUUUGGGGAAAGAGGUGCUAUUUGGAAAGGAAAUAUAUCCCCACUGGGAGAUGACAUUUGCAAAAAAUGCUGCUGAUGGCAAAAGGCUGCCCACAUUUUCCUCCUCCUUCAUAUUACAUGCAUUUAAAAUGAAAGGUUCGAGUCCCAUCUGAGGACAAACCAAGGCAAGAAUGCCACUUCCAUAAAACACAAAUGUGAGACCUGCACCACAGACAGAAUAAAUAUUGGUAGUUUCACACAAUGUUUAGGCAACAUAUCUCUAGGUUACAAAUACUAACAAUAUUUUGGGAAAAUUUAAGCAAGCAAAGAUUCUAGAGUGAAAUGAUGUAAAACGUCAGGUAAGCACCACUCUUCUGAUGUAGCUGUAAUGAGAAGACAUUCCCAAAAUGCAUAGCAUAACUACAUAUGUCUGGUGUCUUUGGACGUAUGGAUAAAGUAACUGAGCACUCAUCUUCAGAACCCCACAUAAUUCAUGCCUUCCAACCAUCAAAUUUACUGUGACUGAUUUUUUUAAUCAUGCUUUAUGUUCUAUUUUUUUUCUCUGUACAAAAUGAAAAUUGAGUUUGUGUAUGUUUUGUUUAGCUUGUGUCACUUAUGACCAGGCCAAUUUGUAUGUUUAUCAGGGAACCCUGAAUGGAGUCUUCUACAGCACUGUAUAAUUCAUGUGCUGUUUCUGAACAAGGAACAUAAUCGGUGGGAUGUUUCUUCCAAUCACCUUAAGCUGCAGUUAGAUGUUAUUAGUCAUUCAGUUCUAUAUUGCUUGUCUCAAGCCAGGAGUUUUGUACACCAAACACUGUAAUACACAAUAGGUUUUAAAAAUACAUAAGUGGGAACAUGUUUUGGAAUUACUGUCUCUGCCUUAAAUUUAUUAUAGUUUUUACAUUUUUUCAGAAAAUAUUUAUUUGCAGUGUAAACACUGACUAAAUACUGCUGUUGAUAAAAAGUAAAAUCUAAAGUUGUCUAUCAAAGUAUUUUAGGCUUGACUAAAGUAAGAGCUUCAUUAAACUGACAAGUUAUUCUUAACAUGUGGUUGUAUAAAUAAACGUUUUUAAUGCAACUAUCAUAUGAUUACUAAAUUCUGCAUUUGGUGCAAGAAUGGAGACACAAUUAAACAUAUUUUGGAAUCAGAAAUAAAUGUGAAAACUAUUCAGUCAUAAUGUUACUUUAUUACAGUAAACAAUGG
Molecule: messenger RNA, 3021 nt
Organism: Protopterus annectens (West African lungfish)
Lineage: Eukaryota; Metazoa; Chordata; Ceratodontiformes; Protopteridae
Gene: RAPSN
Product: receptor associated protein of the synapse
Biological process (GO): chemical synaptic transmission
Cellular component (GO): synapse
Molecular function (GO): protein-membrane adaptor activity; acetylcholine receptor binding
Source: RefSeq, a predicted model, not a curated record